This is a messenger RNA of Drosophila erecta, 2132 nucleotides long. Its product is annotated as glucose 1,6-bisphosphate synthase. Lineage: Eukaryota; Metazoa; Arthropoda; Insecta; Diptera; Drosophilidae. The transcript is spliced from 2 exons. Gene Ontology annotation, molecular function: phosphopentomutase activity. Gene Ontology annotation, biological process: carbohydrate metabolic process; purine ribonucleoside salvage. Bases 86 to 1972 code for a protein of 628 amino acids. The record is from RefSeq and is a predicted model, not a curated record.
GCUAAAACUCAUCCCAAAUUCAAACUGUAGGGUUAAUAACAAAAUUUCUAGUUAGCCUGGUUAUCUCUCAAGUUUUGGCCAGAAUAUGUCCAUCUCGCUGAAGCGGAAAACGGUGAUUUCGCCGCAGGACCUCCUGAAGACGCUCGAGCUGUCCGGCGAGGAGGACCUCGAUCUGCAGAUCAAGAACUGGGUGAUGUGGGACCGGAAUGAGGCGACGCUCGAGCAGGUGACCGAGGCAGUCAGGGAUCAGGACUGGGAUGCCUUGCGGGUGAGACUGUGCCACAGGAUCACCUAUGGGGCCACGGGCUUGAGGGGCGUGAUGCGGGCUGGCUUCGACUCCUUGAACGAUGUGGUGAUCAUCGAAGUGGCCCAGGGCAUCUGCGCCUACCUCAUCGAUGCCUAUCCGAGCAUCCAGAAGAGGCAAACGCAGGGCGUGGUCAUUGGCUACGAUGGAAGAUACAAUAGCAAGCGGUUUGCCCAGCUCAUCUCCUCCGUGUUCCUGAACAACGAUUUCAAGGUGUACCUCUUCACCCGCAUGACCCCGACGCCCUUUAUACCCUUCACCAUCGUGACGCUGCAGUGCCUGGCGGGGAUCGUGGUCACUGCCUCCCACAAUACCAAGGAGGACAAUGGCAUCAAGGUUUAUUGGACGAAUGGCGCUCAGGCGAUGGCUCCGCACGAUCAGCGGAUUCAUGACUAUAUGAUGAAUAACCUGGAGCCGAAGCCUUCGUCCUGGGAAACUUCGGUGGUACUCGACCAUCCCUUGGUGGAGGAUCCCUAUCGCCAGAUAUACCCACUCUUCUACGAGACUCUCAAGCAGCUUCUACCCCCGAUUUAUCUGGAGACUAAUGAGUGCAGCCAGUUGAGGUUCAUCUACACGGCUCUUCACGGGGUGGGGUAUCCCUUCAUGAGGGAGGCCUUCUACCAGGCGCGACUCAAGCCGGUGAUUCCCGUGGUGGAGCAGAAGGAGCCCGAUCCGGAGUUUCCCACCCUGAUCUCGCCAAAUCCGGAAGAGGGCAGGGAAGCCCUGAAGCUGGCCAUAAAGAAGGCGGACGCGGAGCACUGCACCUUGAUUCUGGCCAACGAUCCGGAUGUGGAUCGCCUGGCUGUGGCCGAGCUGGAUCCGCGGGGCCGCUGGAAGCUGUUCAAUGGCAACGAACUGGGCGCUCUGCUCGGCUGGUGGGCACUGGAGAACUACAGGACCAGGACACCCAAGCCAGCCGUGUCCAACUGCAUAAUGAUAGCCUCACUGGUCAGCUCACGCAUCCUGGCGGCCAUGGCAAGGGUUGAGGGCUUCAUCUUUGUGGAGGGCAUGCCCAGUUUUCCCUGGAUGGCGCAUCGCGCCUUGGAGCUGCAAAAGUCUGGAAGGACAGUGCUCUUCGCGUUCGAGGAUUGCUUUGGCUACAUGUUCGGGAUGAGCCUGCCGGAUAAGGAGGGCAUUGGUGCUGCCAUGCAGUUGGCCAGCAUGGCCUGUUAUCUGCGCAGCACGCGGAACGUGACGCUGAUCGAGAAGCUGAGGGAGAUCUACGAUACAUAUGGCUACCACUCGUCGAUCUCAUCGGUUUAUUUGGCCGAUAGUCCAGAGACAAUCACUAGCAUCUUCGCUCACUUGCGCAACUUUACGGACGAGGAGGGCUAUCCCAGGUGCAUCCUGGAGGAAGAAUUCGAGGUGGUUCAUAUCCGGGACUUGACCACCGGUCUGGACACCUCCUUCAGCGAUGGUAAGGCUCGCAUGCCGGUCAAUCCAAAUGACCAGCUGAUUACUUUUACCUUCACCGAUGGCUAUGUGGUCACCCUGCGAUCGGCUCACAACGAUAUCAAGAUCAAACUGAACGCGGAGAUCUGUGGUCUGCCGGAGGAAAAGCAGUGGGAGGAGCUCCACGACAAGCUGAACAGGAUGACCAACGCCGUGGUGGAGGAGUUCCUCAUGCCCGAGGAGAAUGGUCUCACGGAUGCCUCAGCGAUUCAAUAAUCUUGCGUUUUAAUUCAAAACUGCAUUUCUAAAAACAUGAUAAUGAAAGCGGAAAAUAUUUGCAUUAUUCAAAAGGAUUAUACGAAAUAUAGAUGUUUACAUAUUAAAACUUGACUGUAAAUGCUUCAAUCAAGUUUUAAAAUCUUAAGCAACAUUAAAG